AUGCGUGCGGACGUUGCUGUUGCUAGCGGCCUUCUUCAACCUCUCCCUCCAUCAAUUAUAAUUAAAGAUCAGUGUGAGAAGCCAGAAGAAACAGUUAUCGAGAAAUGUAAAGAUCUUGCUAAAGUAAACCCUUCUACUUUGAAACACUUUACUGACAUUCCUUUGUCAAAUAGAACGUUACAAGGAUUGGAGGAAUGUGAUUACGAAGAGCCGACAGACAUUCAAAGAGAAUCCUUGCCUUUCUCCCUAAGUGGUUCGGAUGUGGUUGGUGCUGCAAAAACCGGCAGCGGGAAAACUUUAGCACUAAUCAUACCGGUCUUAGAAUGCCUUUGGAAGGCAGGAUGGUCUAAUUUUGGCGGUCUCGGAGCCUUGAUCAUCUCACCCACCAGGGAGCUUGCCUUACAAACUUUCACUGUUAUUAAUAACAUUGGGAAACAUCACGAUUUCUCAUGCGCUCUUCUUAUCGGAGGUACCGACGUGGAUUAUGAGAGGAAGCGAAUUGGUACUGUAAACAUCAUUAUUUGUACUCCCGGGCGACUUCUGCAGCAUAUGGACGAGAAUGAGCAUUUGUCUUGUGAUCAGCUGCAAAUCCUUGUUCUUGAUGAAGCAGAUCGCAUAUUAGAUAUGGGUUUCAACCAACAGAUCAACGCGAUAGUCGCCAAUCUUCCGAAAGAGCGGCAAACACUACUCUUCUCUGCUACGCAGACUCGUAAUGUGAAAGACUUGAGCAGAGUCUGCACUAAUGAUCCUGUAUUCGUUUCCGCCCACGAACGUUGCGCGAAUGCUACGCCAGAUUGUCUGGUGCAGUGGUAUAUGGUAUGUGAAGAGGAAGAUAAAGUAAACACUAUAUGGUCGUUUACUGCCAACCACAAGAAAGCGAAGACUAUCGUAUUUGUGUCAAGUUGCAAGCAAGCGCGUUUUCUGACAAAUGCUUUUUGUCAUUUACGGCCAGGACUGCCAGUCAUGGGUUUAUGGGGUACAAUGAAUCAGAAGAAGCGUGUGGACGUUUUUCAAAAUUUUGAAAAUAAACAGGCUGCAGUGAUGAUAGCGACAGAUGUUGCAAGUCGUGGGCUUGACUUCUCGGAUGUGGAUUGGGUUAUUCAACUCGACUGUCCAGCUUCUGUUGAAGAUUAUAUACACAGAGUUGGUCGUACUGCUCGAAUGAAUCAAACAGGACAUGCUGUACUAUUUUUAACACCUUCACAAGAAGAAGGAAUGAUAACAGCGUUAAGGCAGGCAAACAUUCCACUGGAGAAGCAAGUUGCGGAUCCACGAGCACUAGUCGAUAUACACACGAAGAUGCAAGCUGUGCUAUCGCAAUUUCCAGAACUGAACCAACAUGCACAAAAGAGCGUCGUUGCUUACCUUCGAAGUAUAUACAUGAUGAGAAAUAAGCGAGUCUUCGACGUCACUUCAGUUGAUGCCGCGAAACUUGCAUCUUCUUAUGGCCUUAUGAGUGUCCCUAGAGUUCGGUUUUUGAGCAAGAAGGGACUGAAUGUCAAGGGCACAAAAAAUAACAGCGAUAUUCCUCCUGCUCUUGACCGCAAGAAAGAGAAUGGAACCGUUGAACAGAAACCGGCGAAAAGCGAGUUUGAAAUUGAUGAAAACGAGGAUUUGUUUGUGAUGAAGAAGAAAGACGUUUUCAGCUUGCUUGAAAAUGAUCAUAAUGAGGCUUGUGAACCUAGUCCGUCAAAGUCUACAAGCAACAACACUUCAAAAGUGAUCACAAAAUUGGGCGCUGCUAAAAAGGAGAGGUUGCUAAGAUUGAUGGAAUUAGUCAAUGAAGCAGAAAGAGAAGGAAAGGUUGAAAAAGAGGAAGAGGUUAGAGAAGUAAGUGUGUUCAUCUCGCUAAGGAGGAAAUGA
Molecule: messenger RNA, 1863 nt
Organism: Cylicocyclus nassatus
Lineage: Eukaryota; Metazoa; Nematoda; Chromadorea; Rhabditida; Strongylidae
Source: the annotation of a GenBank genome assembly